UUUUCGCCAAACACUGUGUCUUUCGUGUUACCUUCAAACUUCAAGAACCAUUUGAUGAUAUGGCUGUGAAGGCUGUGUUUCAGAGUAUACAGCUCAUAAAGAUUAUUUUCAUUGUUGCUGCUGAUGUUCCUGUUGAAGUGUCCCAGAUCCCCGAACGUAUCUAUGCCACAACUGGCACAAACCUCACAUUCUAUUGCACGUUUUCUGUUUUUCAAGACAAACAGGCGAUCAUUUAUUGGUGGAAACUUGGUGAAAAUGAAUUCAUUCAUUUUGGAUCAGACAACAGGAAACGACUUUUCAUCGAGAAAGGAAGAGCCUCAUUACAACUCCUGAAUAUCAGUGUCCAAGACUCUGGAGUCUAUUAUUGCAGACUGACAUGCCCGGGAAAAAGAGCCGCAAAUGGAAGUGGAUCAACACUUGUCGUCCGUGCUUCUCCAACUCCAGUGAGGAUUGUUUCCCGUCCCUCUGAAAGUACUGCGCACAGUUCUUUGUCUUUGGUAUGUGAAAUGGAUUUGGUUUUCCUGGACGGUCUGACUAUCACUUGGUACAAAAAUAAUCGAAGCAUUGAGAAUGGGAUAAAUACGACCACGAAGCAACUCAGUGGAGCAGGGCUGUAUAAAGUUUCAAGCUAUUUGGAAGAAGCACGGCCUAUCCAAGGAAGAACUGUUUUUGUCUGUCUGAUGUCUCAAGCGACCCUACAGAUUCCAGCCAUGGCCAUUUACUUGGUCCCUAUUUCUCGUCUAGACGAUGACAACAUAUUUCGCACUUACGUACGGAUCUUUGCAUGCGCAGGAUUUGUACUGAUGUUUUUGGCACUGCUGGCUAUCAUUAGAAUGUGGCACAUAUUCACUAACCACAAAGCAAACAGACAGGGAAACGAUGAAGCAAGCCAUUGUGGCAACUCUACUUUUCAAGAAACAAUUGAUAAUUCGUUGACUUAUGCCACUGUCCAGCCAGUUAGUUCUAUGAAAAAUGGAAAUCCAAGGACGAAAGAAAAAGGCACAGAAUAUGCAGAAAUUAGGAAUGUACAUCAAAAGAGAUAAGCACCAAUCGUCUACACGGCAACAAGUUUCUAAUUAUGUCGAUGUUUGCUGCAUUGCAGAUGCCUUUCAGUUUUGUAUAUUGUCCCUAGUUAUAAACGUGACAUUGUAGUUCCCCUAAUGUCUUCUAGUUCAGUUGUCAUUCUCACGGAUAUUAAGCUUAGCCCAAUGCAACGGCUAAACAUGUGCAGAUGGCCGGAGUUUUGAGGUGAUAACAACGAAUAAGCAACUAUCAGCACUUCCCCCUAAACCUACAAAGCCUUUGCAAAUCCGUGCAUAUGCAGAGCAAAGAGAAAUCAGCAAAAAAAAAUCAGUGAAGCAAUGCUUGUGUUCAAUGCGGGUUGCAAGGGUCGCCACAGACAUCAAUUAUCUUCACUUCCAAUCAGGUUAGUAGUCAUUCCUGGAAGGGGUUACACUUGACUGAUUGAGGAGCUACUGUUUAACAACAUACUUUAUGUAACAUUAUGAUUAAAUAAUGAACUUGAUCCCUUAAAGCUACUGUUUUGCUAUGCAAUUCCAAGUAGAUACCUUUUGAGAAAAAAGUCACAUGUUAUAAACAUACUUUCUAUGGUUUGAUUUUGCUGAUACUUUUACUUCUAUCAACAUCGAAGCAUAUUGUUAAUUUUGGUAUUUCAAAAUAAAAAU
Messenger RNA from Chiloscyllium plagiosum (whitespotted bambooshark), 1685 nucleotides. RefSeq lists its product as uncharacterized. The record is from RefSeq and is a predicted model, not a curated record. NCBI's taxonomy places the organism in Eukaryota, Metazoa, Chordata, Chondrichthyes, Orectolobiformes, Hemiscylliidae.